UCCUCGUCCUAUCUAAAAACAGGAAGAAAGAAAAGGAGAUGAACGUGUUCGUGUUUGGAGUGACUGUGUUUAUGAUUGAUAUACAGACCAACAUCUGCUUAUAGAUCUUUAUCUGAUACAGACAUGUCGAGUCAGCUGUGCCUGAAGUGAAGCGUAAUAUAUAACACUAACUGUGUAUACUUUGCAGUUCUUAUUUUUGCACGCUGGUUUGCUGCAGCAUCUCUUUUCUACUGUGAAAUAUGGCAACUGACUGCGAGGCCUGGCUCAACGCAAACCCUGUUGAGGCAGAGGACCUGAGCGACUCUUUUGUAUCUGGAGAUGAAGACAACAGAGGAUCGGUUACGACUAACAAGAACUUAAAAAACGAGAUCAACGGCAACUGGCUGUCCUCUUCCAGCAACAGCAUCCACGAAGCCCGGCUCAAGGCAAAGGCCAAGCGGAGGCUGAGGAAGAACUCGUCCCGGGACUCCGGCAGAGGGGAUUCUCUCAGCGAUAACGGGGAUGCUGUGAGGGGAUCCUUGGUGGCUCCCACCAGCCCAAAAAGCAAGCUGCUGGACAGAAAGUCCAGACUGGGCAAGGGACGAGGUCUUCCUAAGAAAGGCGGGGCCGGAGGGAAAGGUGUAUGGGGGCGAUCUGGUGAAGUUUAUGGACCUGAGGCAGUAGACCAGAAAGAUCCCAACUAUGAUGAAGCUCAGGAGAACUGUGUGUAUGAGACGGUUGUUCCGCCUCUGGAGGAGAAGGACUUUGAGAAGACUGUUACCCCCAUAGUGCAAGAGUACUUUGAACACGGGGACACAAAUGAAGUAGCGGAGCUGCUGGCAGAGCUGAACCUGGGCACCAUGCGGAGCGAGGUGCCCUCGUUGGCCGUGGCGUUGGCCCUGGAGGCCAAAGCCAGCCACCGAGAGCUCACCUCCAGGCUGCUGGCAGACCUGUGCGGGCCGGUUCUGUCGCGUGGUGACAUGGAAAACUCCUUCGACAAGCUGCUCCGAGAGCUGCCGGACCUGGUCCUGGACACACCCGGGGCUCCGCAGUUGGUCGGCCAAUUCAUUGCUCGUGCUGUUAGAGACCAGAUAUUGUCCAAGAGCUACAUCGAGGCCUACAAAGGCAGAGUGGACUGUGAAUUUACAAGGGCGGCUCUAGACCGGGCGACGGUGCUGCUGAAGAUGAGCAUGGGUGGCCUACGCAUCGAGAGCCAGUGGGGGGCAGGCGGGGGCCAGAGACCCGUCACACAGCUCGUCAAAGAGAUGAACCUGCUGCUGAAGGAGUACAUCCUCUCCGGAGACAGCAAGGAGGCCGAGAGAUGUCUGAGAGAUCUAGAGGUUCCUCAUUUCCACCACGAGUUUGUCUAUGAGGCGAUCGUGAUGGUGUUGGAGUCCAAGGGAGAGAAAACCUUCAAAAUGGUUCUGCAGCUACUCAAGUCCCUCUCGACCUCCUCUGUCAUCACUGUGGACCAAAUGAGGAGGGGCUAUGGAAGAGUUUAUAUGGACAUUGCUGAAAUCAACAUCGAUGUCCCGCGUGCUUACUUCAUCCUGGAGCAGUUUGUGGAUAAGAGCUUCAACAUUGGAAUCAUAGAUGACAAGUUAAGAGAUCUGUGUCCCUGUCGGGGACGGAAGAGAUUCGUCAGCGAGGGAGACGGUGGAGUCGUCAAACUCGAAAGCUACUGAGGGAACCUUUUUACGUGCCAGAUUUCCUUCAAACACAAGGAUAAAGCUAAUUUUUUACUUGCAUAUUUUUCAAAAAUCGUUGGGUACAAAUAUAAUUUCCCUUCACACAGUCCAAAAGAAUGUACAUUUCUGAUAUUGAGGUGGGGCAAAAAAAACAAAAAACAAAGCUGCACUUUGAUUGAAACUGAAGUAGAUCACAUUCUCCAAAGUGUUUCAAUAUAAACAUUUACAUAAGCUAACCCUUAAAGUGCCACACCUCUCUGUGUCAGUCAUUCCAUGUUGUUUUGUACAGUAUUUUUCUUGAUUUCACUGCCACUCCUUUUGUGUUUUCUAGAAAGCAGUGUUUGUACAGAGAUGACUGGUUUGUGUCAAUAGCUUUAUAAAAAGGUCUUAAAAAAAUCAAUAAAUAAAGGAAGUCUUUGCUGAACGGCUUCCUCACUAGCUGCUG
Notolabrus celidotus (New Zealand spotty) is the source of this 2112-nucleotide messenger RNA. RefSeq names its product programmed cell death 4b (gene pdcd4b). The record is from RefSeq and is a predicted model, not a curated record. The transcript has 12 exons. Gene Ontology annotation, cellular component: cytosol; nucleus. Gene Ontology annotation, biological process: negative regulation of DNA-templated transcription. Lineage: Eukaryota; Metazoa; Chordata; Actinopteri; Labriformes; Labridae. The coding region runs from base 240 to 1664 and encodes 474 amino acids.